Messenger RNA from Talaromyces amestolkiae, 1314 nucleotides. RefSeq lists its product as uncharacterized. The record is from RefSeq and is a predicted model, not a curated record. NCBI's taxonomy places the organism in Eukaryota, Fungi, Ascomycota, Eurotiomycetes, Eurotiales, Trichocomaceae. The transcript is spliced from 4 exons. The coding region runs from base 1 to 1314 and encodes 437 amino acids.
AUGUCAACAUCAAGGGCCAGACGACGUUGGCCAAAGCUGCAGGAUGGUACCUUAAUCACCGGUCCAAAGCUGUUUGAACUCAUCCAGGACGACAACUCCGUCCCUCCUCUUUGGGAUCUCAGAUCGGUAAUCGAGGAAGUUGAGGAGAAUUUCGGGGCAGAUGUUAGCGGAAUCUCUGCGUACGAAUGUGGGCAUGCUAAUCAAGCGCUGUGGUGCGAGCUGUCUAACGGGGAAGACAUUUUGGCCCGUCUCGGACACAGCGAUGUCAACAAGCCAGAUAGUGAGAGUGUCCCUGUGAACAUUCAGCUGUCAGAUGCUCGCUUCGAGGUUGCCAUCCAUGGAUUGUUCUUACCAGGGUCCUCUGAGGUCAAAGUCGCUCCUCUAUUAUACCACCGAAUUCCCCAGGUUGUCGCUGGUGCCCCAAGCCAGGAUCCUACAGACAUCCUUGGACGUCGUUUCUGCGUAUUUGAAGCACCAGAAGGAAAUCCAGACGCGUGGCGCCAUUUUGACGCCCAGGACAAGAUCGUCUAUUUGAAGCAAGCAGCUCAGAUGCGUGCCGCACUCUUCAACUUCAACCCUCCACACGCCUUCAUUUCCAGAUUUCUAGCAGAACGCGUCCCACACUUUUCCAGACCUAUUCAAUUGUCUGUACCGAUCACAUCUACUCGCGACUUCUGCAUUGCUCUGCUCAGGGCCAAAAUCGAAGCCACAAUCGCAAAUCUCGGAGACCCCAUCGGCUGGCCUACGAGCAACAACGUGGUCGGUCCCUUCGCUAUUGCCGCGAAGCAAUCCCUCCUCCGUCUUUUGCCGUACCUGCUUCCCCCAGAGACUAGACAUGGUACCUUCUAUCGCUUCGUCGUAGAUCACGGUGACUAUGCCAUGUGGAACAUGACAUCAACAGUUGACGACAAUGGAAAGCCACUCAUCACAUCCGUAUUCGGCUGGGAUAUGAGCUCUGUCAUUCCCGCCAUCUUUUCAGAGCUGAAGCUCGGCGUUGAGAUUGACCUCACCGCUGACGAGUACGGCAACCCCGUCAUUACCCGUCUACCUCAUAACGCGUCCGCUUCGAAACGUGCUCAAUACAUGGCAUGGUCCCGUCAAUACAUCACCGCCCUCUACACCCAAGCCCCGGACCUCGAAAUCAUUAUGCGCGAAGGCCACGACGCUCGUUAUCUCUGGUUUGCGUUACGCAACUGGCUCGGCACGCAUCCAGAGAUCUUUUUUGGCGAGUUGGGUCUUUGGGCUGAGAAGAAGUUGGUGCAGUUCACUACUGCUCGGGGCAAUGGCACCAUGAGUCCUUUUCAUAGUCCUUGA